GUUCAAGCAUAAAUAACCUUUCUGGGUGAUAAGGCAGUGCAGUGGUUAACAGACUUUUAAUAACAGUUCUCCUUAGAAAUUUUUACCAAAAAUGGAGUCUAACGUUGAAAGAGACAACCCCAUAAAGUUCGCCCGUGGUUCAUAUUUUCAACAACUCUCGCCUAUGACAAUUGGGCCUAUAUGGCAGACUCCACUAACUGACCUCACCGCAGGCAUUGUUACUGCCCAAGAGGGCCCUCAAAUGUGCGCUCAGAUGGAGCUGAUGAUGUUGAAUUGUAUGGAGCAAUAUGGAUACAUGCGUGGUAUGAAGAUGUGUGGCGGUUACAUUCAGGAUCUGCAUGAAUGCCAAAUGAAGGACUUUGAGCGCACCCGUGUUCAAAUUAUGCAAGAAGAGAGGAGACGACAGUUCCGUGAUGGCAAGCUGACAAAGCAGUUUGAGGAGUGCCCACCUCAUCUGUAGAAUGUUGAUGGAUGUUACCUGUCUAUUUUAUGCUUAGAGAAGGAAGUGGCAUUUAUGGCUGCUUUUUAUGUUUCUGUUAUGUAAAUAUCAAUUUGGCUUGAGUAGAAAAAUGGUGAUAAUAUGAUGAGUUCUGAUACCA
This is a messenger RNA of Frankliniella occidentalis (western flower thrips), 599 nucleotides long. RefSeq lists its product as uncharacterized. The transcript is spliced from 3 exons. The record is from RefSeq and is a predicted model, not a curated record. Bases 92 to 460 code for a protein of 122 amino acids. Lineage: Eukaryota; Metazoa; Arthropoda; Insecta; Thysanoptera; Thripidae.